AUGGUAGAUGCUGCCGCACAAGACACCGGUGCAGAGACUGACGCACAGGAUACCGGUGCAGAGACUGACGGGGACGAGUCUGUGGGAUUUCCUGGUGGACCCAAGGACCCAUCAGUGCUUACAGAGUAUGCUGACCAUGUUGCGGGCAGUAUAUGGUCUGGACAGAAACGUUCUGAGUUGAAGUUAUGCUCCCAUGGGAGGAAGGUGCAUAAAUUGGGCAGGCCUGUUCCUGUAAUUGAGGACAUGGAGACUUCUAGUUUCCAUCUUCCUGUGGGGAAGGUGUCGAUCACGCUGGACGACAUCGUGUCUCUUCUCCAUUUGCCUAUCAUUGGCGCAUUCCAUGACUUCCAGCCUCUGCGCACCGACGAGGUGGUGGUGUUGUUGGUUGAGUUACUGAUGGUCUUAGCAGAGGUGGUCUUGGCCGAGAGAGGCCAAUAUGGUGUACCAUAUGCGUUCCAUGACCUCACUCUUGUUGGGAGGUAUGCAUGGGGAGCUGCUGGCCUCGUCCAUAUGUACGAUCAACUUAAUGAUGCCAGCCUCAGCACCAGCCAACAGCUUGUUGGUUACAUCACCUUGUUACAGAUAUACGAGCACUUUUCGUCAGUUGCAGAGUGCAAUGCUGAUCCGGACUAUGAUGAGGUGUCACCAUGUGCGUGUCGAUGCAUUGCGACGAAGAAGACUGUGAAGAAGGUAUCUACAGCGACGUACAGGCAGCGCCUGGAUCGUCUGAGGAUCCCAAAUGUUUGCUGGAUGUCAUAUGCGAAGCACCGACCUGUGCAGGACUUUCAUCCAAUUUCGUGCUUCUCGGGACAGCUCCCUUGGGGGCCUGUUGUUGUCAGAUACAGACCAGAGAGGGUUAUGCGUCAGUUCGGUUACGUCCAGUGCAUUCCUACACAACCUGUCCAUUCAUAG
Glycine soja is the source of this 912-nucleotide messenger RNA. RefSeq names its product protein MAIN-LIKE 2-like. NCBI's taxonomy places the organism in Eukaryota, Viridiplantae, Streptophyta, Magnoliopsida, Fabales, Fabaceae. The record is from RefSeq and is a predicted model, not a curated record. The transcript is spliced from 5 exons. The coding region runs from base 1 to 912 and encodes 303 amino acids.